AAAAAAAAAAAAAACGUAAAAAAAUUUUCACAAAAUUUUUUAGAAGUAUUUUUUUUUUUUUUCCCAACUCAAGAGCUUUAAAUAAAAAAUCUACGUAUCUUUGUGCAUCCUUUCCAAAUCUGGUAGAUGUUGCAUAUUACCAUAAAAAAUUUUAAACACUAUCCUAAAAUAUAAUUUCUGUGCAAACUAUGCAACCGCUAUAUGAACUGAACAUCGAAUUCUUUAAAUUUGUACACACUCCUUUACCGCUUAUCUUAACAAAUCGACAAUGGUAUACUAUAUCAAAAGACCCUCACGCGCGCGCUGAAUGGCUUAUCAAUAAAUACGGUCGCUCACACGCACUUUUCCAUGCGGUGAGACUUGGAAAUAGCUUCAUAACGCCGGAGGUGAUUCAGGCUUUACUGUCAAAAAAAGCGAUUUUGUCUCGUUAUUUCAUUCAACGUCUAUUAAUGCAUUUCGGCAAUUAUGACGAAAAACUCAUUGAACUUAAAAUAGAACAUAACGUGAAUCAGGUUGAUUUCGAUAGGAUUCGAGCUUUUCAAAAGAAAUUGCAAUCUCCAUGGGCCAGUAACCUGCCUUUACCAAUUUUUACUAAGCUAAUUACUGAAGGAUAUAGUAUUUUAAAUGAUCAAGAACUUGCAACUAAAGGAAACGACAUGGAGCUAUUUCACUUCUUAUCCGCAGGCCCUCUCGUUAUUAAUUUUGCUCCUCAAAAAUUACUUCAAAAUAUCAAUGAAAUAAAAGAUUUAAUUAUCAAUAAAAAGUUUAUUCCUUUCCCUCCCCGUCCAAAACCCACUUAUGAAGAUACAGUGCAUUAUAUUCAAUUAAUGCAAGCAAGGGCACAUGAGGAGUAUCCGCCAAAAGAUGGUUACGAAAAUAGUCGUCAACUAAACGUGGUAGCCAGAGCAAUAUUGAUUCAUCCGGAUUUAGUACUUAUGUGGAAAGAAAUCGGGUAUCAUGAAAUUUGUAACGAUGUUAACGAACUCGUUAUGCAAGGCGCUCUUUUAAUUUUAUUCCCUCCAACACCACCAAGCGACUGGGAGUGUCCCGGUGUACGUGCUAUCGUUACUCGUUUAAAUCAGCUCAUCGAUCUUGGAUUUAAAUUGACUGAUACUGUCAUGGAGGAGGCAUUUCAUUUAUUUGAACAUAGAUUAAGUGAAAUUGGUGAUAUUUUGAUGAGCGCAUUUCAAGUAAUUCGUAAAGAGUCCAAAUCAGCGAUUUCUACUGCCUGUCUUAUUAAAGCUAUUAAGCCCGAGAGAAGUCAUAAGAAAACUAAUUUAUUGGAAUUCUUAGUCGAUAGAAUCGAUCAACCUGAAGAAGCUUUAGAGACUGCUUUGAAUUUUUACAACGUCGGUUUCAAGUUAGAUGUUAACGAUGUUGACUCAAUUAAAACUACCAAGAUUAGAUCUUUAUCGGUUCAUUCAAACUUAUAUUAUUGGAUUCUCAAGACUUAUGGAUCAGAAUCUAGAAAUACUCAAAAAUGUUUUGAAGAUAUUAUCGAAUCCAGAAUUUGGGUGGAUCUAAAAUUACAAGAAUCUCCAGAGCGGGACGUGCCAGAACAUCUUACAUCAUGUGCUUUUAAUUCUAUCUGCUCUAUCUACCUAGAAUUCUGUAAUGAAAAGGUUCCAUUUAAAAGAAGCUAUUUGCCAUAUUUGCAGUUGGCUGACAAUGAUGAAAUCAUUAGGCCACUUUUCGGAAUUAGCUUACCAAAAUUGUUUGGAUUGGACCCCAAUAUUGGAUUGCCCUUGGAGAUUACUUAUGGUUAUAAUAGGCCAGAAGUUAGAUUGGUUAUUAACAAUAAGAGGAAAUUUAAUGAUAUGAAUGACUUGGAUAAUCAACAAAAAAACGAAGCAAAAGAAUGGUUCAGAUUGCUUAAGAAAUUGCAUUAUCUUACAGAUCCUAAUAUCACUCAAAAUUUCAAAAAUAGUCUUGGAGAAUUCUGGGAGAGAAUUACUACUUCACAAGAUCCGGAAAUCCAAUCUUUAAUUAAUAGUGAAAAUGACGAAAAUAACGUAAAUAAUAAAGUUUAUGUUUCCGAGCAAUCAUCAAAACGAAUUAAACAGUGAUGUUUAAAUUGAAUCAAUGAUAUUAUUAUAACCCAUUUUGAAAUCAUACGUUCUUUUUAAAAAAUUUUAAAUUUCAAAAACGUCCGUUCGUUUUGUUAUUUAUUUUCUUUUUUUUUAAAAAAAAGGGUUGAUGAUAUAACAUAUUAUAAUA
Molecule: messenger RNA, 2217 nt
Organism: Rhizophagus irregularis DAOM 181602=DAOM 197198
Lineage: Eukaryota; Fungi; Glomeromycota; Glomeromycetes; Glomerales; Glomeraceae
Source: RefSeq, a predicted model, not a curated record